AAUGAACUUAAAAUCGAUAUAGGACAGCUUAAUCUAGGCAGUUAUUGAAGAAGGAGUCAAACUCAUGAAAUAAUUAAUAGGUGAAUACUUUAAUGCUACUUGUUAUUCUAUUUCCCAACCUGGAGAAGGAAGUGUUUGGAUCUCAUAUUUAGAUGGCAAUCAUUUCUUAAACAAUGGCCAAGUGCUAAGUAUGUUCUAUCACCCGACAAAAAAACACACUGCAACUACAGUUGGCAAAUUAGGCUAGAAAUAAAGUGUGGCUGGACCAGGAUAAUGGGCAUAUUCAAUUUAAACUAAAGGGGCUUAUGGAAAUAAGGCACAUUACAAUACAUUAUGA
This is a messenger RNA of Paramecium octaurelia, 337 nucleotides long. NCBI's taxonomy places the organism in Eukaryota, Ciliophora, Oligohymenophorea, Peniculida, Parameciidae. The record is from the annotation of a GenBank genome assembly.